Molecule: messenger RNA, 2279 nt
Organism: Hevea brasiliensis (rubber tree)
Lineage: Eukaryota; Viridiplantae; Streptophyta; Magnoliopsida; Malpighiales; Euphorbiaceae
Product: BTB/POZ domain-containing protein At3g22104
Exons: 3
Coding region: 453-2078 (541 amino acids)
Molecular function (GO): protein binding
Source: RefSeq, a predicted model, not a curated record
CAUAUACCAACUAUUUUUGUUGUCUCUCUCUCUCUCCCUCCCCUCUCUCCAUCUGUGCAAGUGUUUGACGUGACUCUCGUGUUAUAAAUGAUUAAUCCUGGGUGUAUUUGGUCACCUUGUUACCUCUUGAACACUUUCAGUCUGUGUCUUCUCUCUCCCUCCAAAUUGAGAGCCACAUUACUUGCUUGCUUCUGCACCAAGCGACUACCACCCGUUUCGCUGAACCAAAGUCAGUUCGUUGCCUCCUUUUGUUUGUCGUCUUCUUCAUCUUAGAAUAUGGCCUUUUGUGCUCCUUCUCGCUUCUUGUUUGGCCUCCUCACAUCUUCUGCUCCUUUGGGUUGUUCAUCUUUUCUUUUCUCGUACUAGUUCCGAAACAGGUUAAAAAAAUAAAGGGGGCAAAAAAGGAGGAGACUUUAGAUUUGAGGUUUGUUUUUGGGUAGUUUAGUUGGGUCAUGGCAGUUGGCUGUGAUCUUGAAGUAGAUGUCAAUGGAGAAGAGACUUUCAUGGUGGACAAGAAGAUUAUUUCUUCAUAUUCAGGCAGAUUAAGAAAAUUAUUUGGUAAAUCAACAGGUUCUGCACGAAAUAUCAAAGUAAUAUUCAAUGACUUCCCAGGAGGGGCUGAAAGUUUUGAGCUCUUUUCAAGGUUUUGUUACAACAAUGGUAGAAUUGAUACCACUCCUUGCAAUAUUUCACUCCUCCAUUGUGCAGCACAAUUCAUGGAGAUGAACAAUUCUGUAUCUGGUUCUCAAAACUUAAUGGAACAGACUGAGAAAUCACUUCAAGAGAUCAAUGAUUGGACAUGGUCAGAGCUAUUGAUGAUUAUAAACCAGUGCCAAGGUUUAUUUCCCUCAGUGGAUUCUUCACCUAUUCUUGAGAAAUGUAUGGACUCCAUUAUCGGAAGGAUAUCUUUGUAUAGUGAAUCAAGUCCAUGUCUAUCCACUUCUUCCCUAGAUAGCUCUGGCAUUCGGGUUUCCUGUGACUCCAGAAGCACUGAGAGUUUGAAAAGUAGCUUUUCUCGAGCAACAUGGUGGUUUGAGGAUCUUUUGGUUUUGAGUCUUGAUUUGGUUGAAAUGGUGAUAAAAUCCAUGGUCUUGCAGAAGUUUGAUAAUGCCAUCAUUAGUAAAUUUCUCAUGUAUUAUCAGAAAUCAAAGUUCUAUACUGCCACAUUAGAUGAGAAACGAAAAUUGGUUGAAACAGUCAUUGAUAUGCUUUAUAUUCUUGAUUGGAAUUCUGUUUUGUGCAAGAGUCUUUUUGAGAUACUUCGAGUUGCUUUGAGUUUGAAUAUAAGCAAAUGUAGUAGGAACAAGUUGGAGAGUAUGAUAGGUUCUCAAUUGGAUCAAGCAGCUCUAGAUAAUCUGCUUAUUCCAUCUCCACACGGGAUGGCUCACUUGUAUGAUAUCAAUCUUGUUUUAAGGUUCUUGAAAGCAUUUCUUCAUGAUGGAAAAUCGCAAGUAACUUCAAUGAGAUUGAAGAAAGUUGCCAGGUUGAUGGAUUUGUAUAUGGGAGAAGUAGCUCCAGAUCCUUGUUUAAAACCUUCCAAGUUCUUAGCCUUAGCCGUGGCCUUGCCAGACUCUGCUAGAGAUUCAUAUGAUGAAAUCUACCAUGCCACAGACAUUUAUUUAGAGGUGCAUUCUGGAUUGUCUGAAGAAGAAAAAAUGAAGAUAUAUUGUGUAUUGAACUGUGAGAAGCUCUCAGCUGAAGCUCGCAACCACCUUUCUCAGAACAAGAAAUUUUCAUCAAAAAGUGCAGUGAAAGCUCUCAAAUCUCAGCAACUCAAGCUAAAGAGCCUACUCCAAGGAACUAACAAUUUGAAAGGCAAUGGUGGUUCCCCUAGUAGUUUGGGAGAAAUGAGAAGCAGAGGAAAGACAAAUGAAGCUGGUGAACAAAUCGUGCUUUAUGCUAGCAAAUUUGAGCUUUCUGAUAGUGAGAAGCUAAGGGCUCAUUUGCAAGGAAUGCAAUGUAGGGUCAUGGAAUUGGAGAAAGUCUGCAGAAAAAUGCAAACCCAGAUUACAAAAAUUAUGAAAUCAAGAGUAUCUAGCCACAGUAAUGCCAGAUCCUUGCCCAAGCUUUGUUCAUGACGGGAAUUUUUUCGCUUGAUAUUAUAAUGCCUAUUAUCUGUUUCUUAUGUAUAUAGCAUGAAGAAUUUUUUUUUUCUUUAAUUUUUUUGGGGGUUUUAACAGUUUUUCCUUCUUUCUGAAAAUCUAAAGGUGACAGGGAAGAGAUCUUAUUUGUACAGCUAGCUAGUUACAGAAAAAGAGACAAAAGUUGUGUUUUCUUCA